AAAUUUUUCCAAGGGAUUCCAGUCUAAAAGACAAGUUCAUAAAACAUUUUACAGGGCCAGUCACAUUUUCAUCAGAGUGUAGCAAGCACUUCCAUCGACUGUAUCACAACACAAGGGACUGCUCAACGCCAGCCUAUUAUAAAAGGUGUGCAAGGUUGCUAACAAGAUUAGCUAUGAGCCCUUUGUGUACGCAGUCCUAG
Pelecanus crispus (Dalmatian pelican) is the source of this 200-nucleotide messenger RNA. The record is from RefSeq and is a predicted model, not a curated record. Lineage: Eukaryota; Metazoa; Chordata; Aves; Pelecaniformes; Pelecanidae.